AUGGUGAACAUGGAAGAUUCCGGCGAACAGCACACGGUAACCGCCUCACCGCCGCCGCGAGCUGCCCUCAAGAGCAAUUUUAGCAUCCGCAGCAUCCUGCCGGAAGCCUGCGCCGCGACACCAGCACCGGCGGACAGCCGAUCCGUGUCCCCUGAUGUCGGCCAUGUCGACGACAGCGAGGAUUCGAGCGAUCUUGACGUGACUGGAGACGGUGGCAUGGAAACUCCUCCUUUGGAUUGCUCGACGAACGCCGCCGCGACGACCAACUCGUCUGACUCCAAGGACGCGAAAGACCGUCAGACCGACGAGAAAAAGAAGUCCGAGAAGCCGCCGUACAGUUACAACGCGCUAAUCAUGAUGGCCAUUCGUCAGAGUCCGGAGAAGAGACUGACCCUGAACGGCAUCUACGAGUACAUAAUGCGUCACUUUCCGUACUACGAGAACAAUAAGCAAGGUUGGCAGAACUCCAUCAGGCACAACCUUUCGUUGAACAAGUGCUUCGUGAAAGUUCCCCGUCAUUACGAUGAUCCCGGCAAAGGAAACUACUGGAUGCUGGACCCGAGUUCCGAGGAUGUGUUUAUCGGCGGCACGACGGGCAAGCUUCGCAGACGGACCACCGCGGCAUCCAGGUCGCGGCUUGCCGCGUUCAAAAGGAGCGUCGUUCUCGGCGGAUUGUAUCCAACAGCGUACGCUCCACCUGGAUGGCCUGCUUCUCUGUACACGCUUCCGUACCUUCAUCGCGCUGCAGGAUACACGACAGCGACUGGCGCAUAUUCCACACCGGCCGGCUAUCCAGCCAGCUUAUUGCCCGGCGCUGUAACGAGUUCGGCCAGCAGUUUACCCUGCAAGCCUCAACCGUUGCCAGCGUCCGCCGCACCGCCAGCCCACGGGCCAUUUUCCAUGGAGAGGUUGCUCCAGCCACCGACUGCCGCUGGAUACCCGACAAGCAUCGCCGCGUCCGGUAUUCCAGUCUCCAGCAACCCCUACGACUUUUACUCGACGUUAAGGUCGUUGGCCGUCCAUCAACACCAUCAGACGACCGGCGGCGGCGGCGGCGGCACGGUUUUCGCUCACCAACAACAACAACCGGCCAGGUACCACGUGAAUCAACCCCAGGUAUUCGGCCAGCUGACGUCAGCCACGGCGUCGCCAGGCAGCAGUCCCGAACCGAUGUCACCUCAUUCGCCGCCGGUCACGAUCUGUAAUUCUGUACAGCAAUCGAGAUCGUCCCACCCUCACGGUACUCCGCAGUUGCUGCUGAAACCGAUCACUGUGCUCACCGGAAGGCAGAGCUGAACGAUCACGUCCUUUCCAUAGAUAUUAUUCGCGUGUGUAACGCUUGAAUUUAUCGAGAUAUCGCUCUGAUCGACGAAAUGGAAAUUUUCGCUCGUGAUUCGACCAGCCCAACGGCAGAGAAAUUAUUAUUCUUUCUUCAC
Molecule: messenger RNA, 1436 nt
Organism: Dufourea novaeangliae
Lineage: Eukaryota; Metazoa; Arthropoda; Insecta; Hymenoptera; Halictidae
Product: fork head domain transcription factor slp1-like
Exons: 1
Coding region: 1-1296 (431 amino acids)
Biological process (GO): regulation of transcription by RNA polymerase II
Cellular component (GO): nucleus
Molecular function (GO): DNA-binding transcription factor activity; sequence-specific double-stranded DNA binding
Source: RefSeq, a predicted model, not a curated record